GAUCAGUGCGCCCCUCCUAUCCCAUCCCUGACGACGUAAUUGUGGGUGUACAGAAGAAGUGGAACUUCAUCCUCGGAUCUUCUGUAAGAAUCGCAGUCGCCCAUUCGUCGGAGGAAAAGAGGCGCCUGGAGGAGGAAAGCCGUCUACAAGUCGAGGAGAAGAAAGAGCAAAGAGGACACACUCGGGAGGACUGCUUCACAUGGACCCUGGACAUACCGUGUGCUUCAUAGUGGAAUUUUAAGGAUCUCUAACCAAUUUUUGGAUUUAUAAACGCUGUUCUUAAAAGAGGGAAGAUGCUUCUGAAUCUAAAACAUAUACUGUGGUUAUUCUGCAUGUGCCACACUUCGCUUGAACUGGUUUCAGGCUCAAUAGCAGCGAUGCAGCCAGUGAGCGGCUCUCUUUCGGGAAAGGUGGUCCUGCCGUGCCACUUCUCCACCCUCCCCACAACAACUCCCAUCAAUGCUACGACCCCUGGAACAGACCAUCUGCGCAUUAAAUGGACCAAGAUGGAGGGUGACACAGAGUCCAUAGUAAUCGUUGCUCAAAAUGGCGUCAUUAAAAUUGGGCAAGGCUUCAAAAACCGUGUGUCUGUGCCGAGUCAUCCAGAGGAUAUUGGAGAUGCCUCAUUGACUGUUGUGAAACUGCGGGCGAGUGAUGCCGGAACUUACCGCUGUGAGGUCAUGUAUGGCAUUGAAGACACUCAAGACAUGGUCAAUUUGGAUGUCAGUGGUGUGGUUUUUCACUACCGGCCCAGGACCAGUAGAUACACCUUGUCCUACGACAAAGCUGUGGAGACUUGCCGAAGUGUCGGGGCUACCAUUGCCACAGCAGAACAGCUAAAAGCAGCUUAUGAGGAUGGGUUUGAUCAGUGUGAUGCUGGAUGGAUAGCAGAUCAGACAGUGAGAUACCCCAUCACUAACCCAAGGCAUGGCUGCUCUGGGAACUUGCCUGGAAAACCUGGUGUCCGGUCAUAUGGCCUUCGAAUGCCCAGUGAGACGUAUGAUGUGUACUGCUAUGCAGAUAAACUUGACGGUGAUGUAUUCUUUGCACCUACAACAAAAAAGAUGACCUUUGAGGAAGCCAAGUCUGAGUGUGAAAACAGAAAUGCCGUCUUGGCCUCACCUGGUCAGCUUCACUCGGCAUGGAGAAAAGGUCUAGACCGCUGUGACUACGGCUGGCUCUCUGACGGAAGUGCCCGUUACCCUGUGGCCAUACCCAGAACACAAUGUGGAGGAGGUUUGCUUGGAGUUCGCACCAUGUACCGGUACCGCAACCAGACGGGCUUUCCUGACCCCAAAAUGGAACUUGGAGCCUAUUGUUACAUAGGUUAUGACUUUCUGAACAUCCAGACAACAUGGGUGGAUGUUACAGUUGAGGGUGUCACUACCUCACCCUCAAUAGCCUCUUCAACCACAGCCCAGACUGCUCUCUCUGAAUCCUCCCUGGAGCCAAUUUACUCACAGACCACCACAGAUGACUCUGAAGACCAGGUCCUGAUAGACUCUCCUUUCAUGUUUUCCACCAGCAUGGCCCCAUCAAGCAGUUCUGACUCACCAAGUAGCCAGCAUGUAACAGCUAUCGCAGAGGAUUUAGGAGUCGAUGACUCAGUAACCGCUCUCACAGACGUUAGAAAUGUGUCGGAAACUCAAGAUUACGGAGUGCACUUAGUAUCCACAACAGCUGGUCCUGAUCUCCUGGAGACUCCAUCAGACAAAUCAGAAGAUAAAAAUGGAAUUGAUUUAGGUACAAUUCCACCUGAUGUUUUAAUCUCAGCCCCUUCAAGCACAGAGCCAAUGUUUGCACUGGGGAAAACAGAGGAAUCAAUUCUGGAAAAGGAUCAAACAAACAUAACCUCUGAUCUCAUGCACACUAGCCCUGAUCUGACAGUAGAACCCACAGAAUUAAUCAGCACAUUUGUUGAAGUUUCACAGUCCAGUACAACAAAAGAUGACACAAUUCUGCCUAACAUCACCGCUGUUCAUCUUACCACCGUAACUGACAUAAGCCCAACAGAGGAAAUUCAAUCUACAGUGUUUGAUGAUUAUGAGAGCCGUGACAAAGACACCGUAAUUGGUGUUAUGGCAGGACCUCCAACCCCACAAAUGAUCACUGAAGUUUCAGAUAUCACAGAUGGACUUAGUGCCGUGCCAGUUACAACUGAUGCAACUGUCACAUUCACAACCGAUACAGCACAACCCAAUACAACUCAUUCUGACGAUACUACAUCAGCAUCAUCCAUAGAGACAGAGAUAACAACUCCCGUACUUGCCGAGAAGUCCGAUUCAACUAUAUCAACUGUAGAAGAAUCAGUAUCGUGUACUUCAGAAGUCCUUGAUGAAGAUGCGACAAAAGACAUCCCAACGGUGACUCCCUCUCUAGAAAAAAGCACCAAAAAAUGUAAAGAUAUCUCAUCUGUUCAAGUGAUCAUCAUUAACGUUGAUGAACAGAAUGAAACAGCUUUACUGGACUCUCUGAUACCCCAGCUUUCAGUUAUUCCUAAAGUUCCAAAUAAGCCCAUUCCCUCCCCUGUGGAUGGUGAGCCUAUCUGGACGAGAGAACAGUCUACAUUUGAUUUAUCCUCUCCUGCUGCCACCAGCACACCAACACUCAGUUUUAUAAAUGGCAAACAAGAGGUGACCAUUGAACCUGCGUCUGAUGCUGAGAAAGAAGCAAGAGGAGAUGUGUUUGAGAGCGUGUCCUCUACAGUUCAAAACCUAACAGAAACAGAAGAAAAAAUAGAGACAUCAUCCAGUUUUGAAUACACACUGAAAGACUUUAGUUCAAUACUUGAGCCAGAACAUGUUUAUGACCAAGAACCAAUAAUUGUAGAGUCUACUCCUCCAUCGUCUCUAGUGACAGAUCUUGAAGAUGAGACUGUCAUAGAGGAGAGAGUCAUAUUACCAGGUACACCGUCUGACACCACAGAUCAAAGAAGCUUCUCACCAAAACCAUAUCAGCCAUCUUUGUUUCCAACAAAAGCAACUAUCUCAGAUGUUGCACCUUCUAAGCCAAUAGAAACCAUUGAUUUUCUUACUACUGAAGAUGGGUCUGGGCAGAAAAUGACCACUAUUCAAGCAGUACAAGUGACACAGAAAAGUACAACAUUACAAGCAACAGAAGGUGACAAAUUAGACCAUACAAUGGAUGCAAGUGAAAAGAAACCAUUACUGCCCUCUCACACUGACACCACAGAUAUUACCACAAACUACUGGACAACAGAGUCAGGAAUGAAAGAGUAUGCUUCUACUACAGAGACACCUAUGUCUGCAACACUUCAGACAGACAGUAUGUCCACAUCUGACACAAUUCAAAAGGAAGCUAUUUCACAAAGCACAAUUAUGAUUACAUCCUCACCAGACAUAGAAAUCAGUACUACAAUAAAAUCCUUAUUUAUAGCUGAAGAAGAAGGAUCAGGUGAUGAAACCCGUGAUUUCAUUUUUACAAAGCCUACAUUACAAGGUACUGUAACACUCAGCCCAACGAGAGAAACUUUGGUGAACCAAACAGAAGAAACAAUAUUAUCAAAACCAUCAGAAGUUAAUAUUCCUGAUUCCUCAGAAAAAAUAUUCUCCACCCAAGAAGAAGAACAUUUAGAUGAAGUAUCAGCUGUAUCUACAGUGGAGAAAACAAGUACAGAUGUCCCAUCAGGUACACAUUCUGAAACCCUUCCAUUUUCUGAAGCUGAUGGCUCAGGAGAUCAGUUGCCUGUUAUUUCAACCACAAAAUUCUCAACAGUUUUUUCACCGCAUACUACAACCCUUUCUGAACAAAGUAUUACCACAACAGCUGUUUAUACAGUUCAGGGAGGUGAUGAAACAGAGUCAGUAAAGAUUAUUUCUGAGGAAAUGGAAGCAAGUCAAGCCUCUGUUUCAAGUAGUUAUGUCACUGUGGAGACAACAGAACCAGUGCAGUUGAGCAAUAUUUCUGAAGUCAUACAAGAACCCUUCACUGCCACAGUUCAAGGUGUGAUAUCAGAGGAAGGCUCAGGUGACCAGAGACCUGACAGCCCAGCAGGAGAGAUAAUAGCAACAACAGUGCCUUCAAAGUCAUCUGAAGUGCCUGUUACCGAUGCCUCUGAAAUGGUCUUUUCAACAGAUAGCUCAGAAAAGAAAAUAACUGAUAAAUUAACUGUUGAAUCCAUAAGCCAAGGUUUGCCAAGUACAAAAUCAGAGUCACUAUUGCUCUUUCCAGAUACAGAAGGUUCCGGUAAUCAAAUAACUGAUGCAUUUACCACAACCACUACAUCACCUGACAGAGAUCAUUUCAUGUCCACGAUACCAGUGUGGGAUGGCACACUGUUACCUCACUCAGAGGAUGCAUUAUUGGAGAAGACAUCAGAAAGCCCAGCAACUGCAUUCAGUACCACAAAUACAGUCCCCUCUACACAUGAGGUUACCAGUGAGCAAGAAAGUACUACAAUGAUCACAAGUCCUGUAUCCACACUUAUUCCUGCCUUUUCCUUGUCAGAUGGAACAACAGUGCAAGUGGAAACAGAUCACACAGAGGAAGCAGAAACUAAAAAGCCAUCAUCAACCAUAAAAAGUGAUGAUAUCACCUCAAUCUUAUUACAUUCUGCACCAGAGGAUGACUUUUCUGGUGACAACAUUCUUGAUCAGUUGAGCACAACCUCUUUUAUGCCCAUACAUACUACAGUUACAGAUGACCAGGACAUGACAACAAGACAAAUGACACAGAGUGAAACAAAGGAGAGUAUUUCUGCUACGACAACAAGAACUUUUACAGUUGACCAUACACAAUCAAUCGCAAUAGAGCCUAGCUCAACAAAGAUGCAAACAACACCAGAGACAACUGACACAUCUGGAACUAGUCAUUACAAAACAGAGUCUCACUUAGAUACUGGAUAUGAAGAAACCUCAAAUACAGUUUUGAAAGAGUCAUUAAUUACUUCUGAUCCCACGAAAGAAAUACUACAAUCAGAGGGUUCUGGUGAAGAAAGUGGAGAGUUUGAAGAUGGUAGUUCUGGUGAUUUCUCUAAUACAAUUGUUGAGUCCACUCCUCCUUCACAAGCUCCAUCUACAAAAGAUAUAUUAACAACAAAAUCAGAGGCAUUUGUGGGAACAGAGUUGCCAGUACACCCAACUUUUAUGGAGGUAUCAUCAGAUUUUGCCCACACAACAGGUACAAUCCUUACCUUUACAGAGGGUUCUGGGGACCAGAAUGAAGACAUCCUUAACACUGUCACCUUACCAACAUCAUCAAGUACAACUCAAAUCUCUCACUUAGAGAGUGUACCUAAUGCCACACAUUUAACACCAACUGCUAUUGAUAUGGAAACAGAUCAAAAGACUUCCAAACUUGAAGGCUCUGCUGACAGUAUGCCAGAAACAACUGAACCAAGCGAAGAAUAUUCUGUAAGAACUGAUGAGGCAGAAAUUAGCUACGCAAAGAGCACUUUAGAUUACUCAAAUGUUGAAAUGACUACACUUCCCACAAAGUUAACAUCGGAAUUUAGUUCACAAAUUCCAUCACAAACAGAAAUAAUGUCUUCUUCUUUGGAGUCUGGUAGUGGUGAUACAGAGGACACUGCUGCUGAAAGUGAAGGGGCUGAUGAUGAUGGUUCUGGUGAUCUAGUAUCCAGUCUCGUUGAGUCAUUUCCACCUUCUGUCACUCCUACAAUGGAACAAGUAACGACAACAUCAUUCGCAGGGAUUGAGUGUGAAGGUACAGUAGGGUAUCAAGGGCCAGAAAAGACAACAACUGAAGUAAAUACAGAAUUUUCUGUGAAAACAGAUGAGGCUGAAACUAGUGAACAUAAAACCACACCAGGUCAGCUAAGUUUUGAUACUUCUACUCAGAAUGUAUUGUUCAAAUCUGAAUCUACUUCAGCAAUGCCUAGCAUAAUUCACAAAGAAACUACAGCUGUAUCUUCAGAUGCUGGUAGUGGCGACAUGGAGGAUACUACAUCUGAAGGCACUGAAGAUGAAGGUACUGAAGAUGAUAGUUCUGGUGCGCUUGUUGAAUCUGCUGUUCCUUCACAAGCUCCAUCAACAGAUAUAACAACAGAAAAAUCUAAAGAAUCAAUACAUAUUGAUAUCAAAGAUCUACCAUGGGUUGUUCCCGCUUCAUCUUUCACGGAUUCAGCUGCCUUAACAAGUGAAGACAGUUUGGUCAAGCAGUCAACUGUAACAACUGUGCCAAUGAUGUCAGGCACAGAUUCAAACUAUCUGACAUCAAAGCAUGUUGACAUUGAUUCAGACACAGACACAGCAACUACUCCAGUUUUCUCUGUCAUAUACCAACAUAGUACAGAUAAAGAAGUUACAACAGUUGUCCCAUCUAGUAGUGAGAUCAAGUCUAGCAAAAUUACCACAAGGCUUCAUGAUACCAAAUCAAUUACAAGCCCUGUUAUCAUAUUCACAGAAGAAUUAAAAGAUGAAGAUGAACUUUUCUCAACAGUUACAGACAGCAUGAAAGACCAUAGCACCAAAACACAAUUUAUUACCAAGGAUGAUAUGAUCAUUGAUGCAGAUACUAUUUCAGGGUUGGAACCCUCAUCACCUUUUGACUCCACAAUCAACACAGAGGAAGCAGCUGGCAUAACAGCUGUCACCAUGACACCUCAAUCCUCCAGCAUACUGACAGAGGAACCAGAAGGUUCUGGGACAGACAGUUCUGUGUUACCAUCCUCAGAUACACCCCGGCCUACUCAGUCAACCCUAGAAGGGCCUACAGCUAAAGGGAUAGAUGUAAGCCACUCAAUAAAAGCUGAGGAAACAGAAACAAAACCAACAUUAUCUGUAGAUAUCCGUGAUGAAAUAUUUACUGCUCAAACAGUGGCUCCUUCAAAGAUGACUCCAUACUUAUCAACAUCCACCGAUUCGACUCAAACUACCGGGCAUUCUACACAUAGUACUACACAUUACAGUACUGGAAAAUCCUAUCCUAGUCAGACCACCUUGCAGAUUACUACAAACCAUCCUACAAUUACCAAUACUGAUUCUGUCUACAUUACCAGUCAGCACAGUCACAUCAUCACUAAACCCAGCCAUGCAACCACCACUCAACCUAAAACCAUUUUGCCUGUGACCACUACACAGGCAAUGCCCAAGACACCUAAUUUUGUUUUUACUGAUAAUUUCUCGGGAGAUAGUGUCUUGGUAGAAGGCUCUGGAAUGCAAACUUCAAUACCAGAUGUCACUACAUCUACAGAUACAAGCUCAACUACAACCUUAACAGCAGAUACUGAUUCUGCUUUAUAUGGAACUGGAUCUGCAACCUCUGGAUACAAUACAGAUAAAACAACUGACUCUAAACAAUCAGAGUUUAAUUUAGUCACCCAGGAAAGUGGUGCCGAGGAAGGCUCAGGUCUAAUUUCAGAACUUACCAUCUCUAGUGGAUCAGAUAUCAUUGAGUCUACAACGGCAGUAGUUUCAACAGUAGUUACAUACGACAUGACACAGUCUACAGUGUAUAGUGAACCAAGAUCAGCACUUCCUUAUGAUGAUGAGCCAGUAACAGGAACAUUAUCUGUUAUGGAGGGUUCUGGCAUUGAGAGUGAUACUAGUGUUGGCACUACUACAAAAUCUGACACUACAGUACAACCAACCACCAAAUAUGAGGUACCAGAAAUAAUGCAAAGUGUUGAAGGGACAGAUAAGACAACAACAGAUACAGAAUUAAAAAGCACAGAGAUGCCAUUAUUUGAUUCAGUCAGAGAAAACACAUCAAGCCCAUUAUUAUCAGAGGCAGAAGAAACAACAGCUAUCCCUAUUCAUAUGUCAACAGAUCACAGUGAUUUCUCCACAACACAUUCAGAUGCUUUGGUGUCACUAUUUAAAGAAACCGAGAGUACAACUUAUACAUCCCCGGUACUCACAACAUCAAGGUUCCACCCUGAAGGACUGUUUGAAACUACACUUACAGCCCAGCCUACUGAACAUAUCUCAGCAGAAGAUUUGUCAACAGCAGCAACAAUUAUUCCGACGGAUAGUGAUGCUGAAACUUCUUUAGUAGAAUCUAAACCAGAUUGGAUUGAUUCUGAGACUUCAGUGCCUGAGAGUGAGACUCCCCUUGAAAGCACUCCAGUAUAUGAGAGUAAGACCUCAGUUGACAGCACUGAAUGGUCAAGCAUUUCAGACAAAAAUCCUUUAGAGAGGUUAUUCACUGUGUCACCUAAGGAGCACUUUUCUCAUGAAGAGGUAACCACUGUCAUUCCAUCAUCUGAUGAGACGUCACCAGCAUUGCCAAUGUUACAAUCUUUUGAUUCAGUCAGUGAGGAAAAACUGUCAGUGGAACAAGAGACAGUUGGUAAAAUCGAGGAAACUGUAUCUGCAGUUCUGGAGAGUACAGAUUACACCACACCAUCAGCUGAUGGGGUUCAAAUACAUUCUGUUACAACAGCUUCUCCUUCAGAUAUUUCUGAUGACACUGUAUUGGUUGAGGGUUCAGCGCCUGAUCCAGAGACACUGAAUGGAACACAGAGACCUACACUGAACGAGGACCUAGGACACACUGUUGUUGGAGAGACAUAUGAUAUUUCAGGUUUUCAUUCAUGUUCUGAAAAUGGAUGUAUGAAUGGUGGCUCGUGUCUGAAAAGGGGUAAUGUCCAGAUUUGCAGCUGCCUACCUGGAUACACUGGUGACAGUUGUGAAAUAGAUAUUGAUGAAUGCCAAUCCAACCCAUGUCUUAAUGGGGGUACCUGUGUAGAUGGGAUCAGCACGUUUACUUGUUCAUGUCUACCCAGCUACAGAGGAGCUCUCUGUGAGGAAGACACAGAAAUAUGCAGUAAUGGAUGGCAUAAGUUUCAGGGCCAUUGCUACAGGUAUUUCCCCUACAGGCGCACCUGGGAUGUAGCAGAGCGUGAAUGUCGUCUUCUGGGUGGUCACCUUACUAGUAUUCUGUCCCAUGAAGAACAGCAGUAUAUCAACCGCCUUGGCCAUGACUACCAGUGGAUCGGACUGAAUGAUAAGAUGUUUGAAACUGAUUUCCGGUGGACAGAUGGCCAUACUUUGCAAUAUGAGAACUGGAGACCCAACCAGCCUGAUAGUUUCUUCUCUUCUGGAGAGGAUUGUGUGGUAAUGAUCUGGCAUGAAGAUGGUCAGUGGAACGAUGUCCCCUGCAACUACCACCUCACCUUUACCUGCAAGAAAGGCACAGUGUCAUGCAGUCAGCCACCUGUGGUGCCAAAUGCUCGUACCUUUGGACAGAUGCGGCCCAACUAUGAAAUCAACUCCCUGGUGAGAUACCAGUGUAUGGACGGCUUUAUCCAGAGGCACCUUCCCACCAUUCGCUGCCGAGGAGAUGGCUCCUGGGACCGGCCCAAAAUUUCUUGCAUGAAUCCCUCCAACUUCCAGAGAAGAUACAGCCAGAGGUAUCAACCCAUCAGAAUUUAUAGUAGUCAUCGGAAAAGGUCUGCAGAGGAGCCUGCCAGUUCUCCCCAGAAACACCAUCACCAUGCCUUCAAGAACAACAGAACCAAAUAAUAAGCCUUCACACUUUGAUACUAUAGUCUCAAUGACUGUGAUUUCUUUUUUAACAACACUCAAAGGACAUCUGACAGAAACUUAGAUACAUGCGUGGAAAUAGGAAACGGACAAAAAUGGAAAAAGAGGAGCGUCUUCAGUUCUAGAUACUGGAAUCAACACAGCGCUUUUCCAGUUUUUUAGGACUAAAGGAAACGAUUCCUUAAGUAUGUUCAGGCCACUGAAAAAAAGGACUGUUGCUGUUUCUGCUGGAUCACUGACUGAUCCUUGCUAGUCAAUUUAUAUGUUAGUGAAUCUGUUUUUUUUUUGUUUUUUUACUUCAGAUCGCAAAAUGCCUUCUUUGCUCAGUAUAUAUUAAUGUAACUUUGCAAAACUACAAACACCAGGAGAUGGUAGACAGUCAGCACCAUGUAAAGGACUUUGAGCCAGAAAAUAUUCCAGCACAUAUCUUUUUUUUACUGGAUGUUUUCAUAUGGAUGCUGUACAUCAAAGUUCUUUCAACCCGGGGGAUUCUGAAGAACAAGCGCUACAAAAAGCACAACAUAUGGGAGAUGAGACACAUCCAAAAGACUGAAGGAGGAAAAAGAGACAAAGACAUGCCAAUAAGUGCUCAGUAUUCUGUACAUAAUGGUACAGAAACUACAGGAAAAUGUGGACUGACCAUGGAAAACUGAUCCACAUGGAAUUUAUAAUCACCUCACAAGUAUAAUUAGGUGCCUAGAAAUCUCAAAUCAUAUGUAAGCCAUUUGGUCUUCCAAAAUUUACAGCACAUACAUCUCAAUUUCUAAAUUCUCCAGUUCCUCAAUUUUCAUCCAUAACUUCAGCUUUCAUGUUGUCUUUGGUAAAAUGUCAAACUACUUUUAAGAGAAUGUACUUUGUGAAUUGCUCAAAAAGACUUGAACCACAUGCUUUUGAACAGCAUGCAGGUCAUUUAUUUUCCAAGCUGCUCCUAAUCUUCUCGUGGUUGUAGCUAAUACGCAACACACUGGAGAUGUAGUAUGACCUGCAUGCACAAAUGCAUUAUUUUAGAGCCCAGCCAAUCCAUGUGGUGUCACUUGUGAUUGUUAAGAAUAUUUUCUAUUUAAACACAGAGAACAGAACGUAAUAUGACAUUUGGGGUGUUUCAAUAGGCCAAAAGACCAGAAUCUUUCAGUUAAACUUUUCUACGUGUAACGUGUCAACACAUCUCAACAAUAAUUGCCAUCCAUUUGUUCAUCCCAAGCAUUGUUUGUUAAAUGCAUUUUUGUUGUUUUUUUCAGUUGUGUUUUAUCCAAAAGUGCACAUAUCUUUUUAUAUUUAAAGUAUAACAUGUU
Messenger RNA from Hemibagrus wyckioides, 10756 nucleotides. RefSeq names its product versican a (gene vcana). Gene Ontology annotation, biological process: cell adhesion. The record is from RefSeq and is a predicted model, not a curated record. The coding region runs from base 294 to 9443 and encodes 3049 amino acids. Gene Ontology annotation, molecular function: hyaluronic acid binding; calcium ion binding. Lineage: Eukaryota; Metazoa; Chordata; Actinopteri; Siluriformes; Bagridae. The transcript has 15 exons.